AUGAGUACUGGCCAGUCAAAUACCAGUUCCAAGAAGCUCUCCAACAAUCCCAACUUUGUGUUGGAAGAGAAAAGAAAUUGCUGCCGCGCCGCAGGCGCCUGUAUCAAAUGUGGCAAAAUGGGCCACAAGUUUGCGGAAUGCCGCACAGGCUGGAAGGCAACCCCUAUCAAGGACAAGGGGAAAGCCAAGGAAACCGCCAAGACUGGCAAAGACUCUGAGUACCAAUUGGGAAAAGAUACCAAUAGAACAUCCCCCCUCUUUACUAUUUCCAUACAACCAGAGAAACAAGCAGAACACUUAGAAGUCCUGAUAGACUCAGGCACUACGUCCUCAUUUCUUCACCCACAAAUUGCCAAGGCAUUACGCCUACCCCUAAUAGAUCUCCCAACUCCUUGCACCGUUACUAUGCUUGAUGGGUUGAGCCCCCAGGCUGGCAAGAUCUGGAAGAAGGCUAAUCUUACCUUCUCCUUUGAUGGCAAAUGA
Rhizoctonia solani is the source of this 483-nucleotide messenger RNA. Its product is annotated as Retrotransposable element Tf2 protein. Gene Ontology annotation, molecular function: nucleic acid binding; zinc ion binding. NCBI's taxonomy places the organism in Eukaryota, Fungi, Basidiomycota, Agaricomycetes, Cantharellales, Ceratobasidiaceae. The record is from RefSeq and is a predicted model, not a curated record. The transcript is spliced from 2 exons. Bases 1 to 483 code for a protein of 160 amino acids.